Molecule: messenger RNA, 519 nt
Organism: Homarus americanus (American lobster)
Lineage: Eukaryota; Metazoa; Arthropoda; Malacostraca; Decapoda; Nephropidae
Product: cuticle protein 21-like
Exons: 4
Coding region: 72-416 (114 amino acids)
Cellular component (GO): extracellular matrix
Source: RefSeq, a predicted model, not a curated record
GCACCAGGUUAGAUAAACACAACUCAUAUCGACCUGGCACUCACCCGCCUACGUAUCACAAAACUCGCGAAAUGUUCUCCAAAGUGUUGGUGGUCCUGGUGGUGGUGGGCGUGACCCUGGCUGACCCUGACGUCUACGAGCCAGUCUACAAACCGGAGCCGCUGCCCUACUACUUCAACUACAACGUGUACGACGACUACAAGGGCGCCAACUACGGCCAACAAGAGAAGUCCGACGGUAAAGCUGUGUACGGCUCCUACACCGUCGACCUCCCCGACGGUCGCAAACAAAGGGUGGACUACACAGCUGACCACUACAAGGGCUACGUAGCCAAGGUCAGCUACUACGGCAAGGCUCAGCACCCUAAACACUACGGCCCAGCCAUCACCUUCAAGCACCAAGGCUACGGCCACUGAGAACCACUUCACCCCCUCUCACACUUUCUUUCACAAAGCCGUGCCAGAAUUUGUUUCACCUUGUAUAUUUUUGUAAUAUAAAUAAACAUCCUUUACAGGCUUA